AUGUCUUCUCACAAGACUUUCACAAUCAAACGAAUCCUGACCAAGAAGCAAAAGCAGAAUUAUCCUAUUCCUCAAUGGAUUGGGAUGAGGACUGAUAAUAAAAUCAGGUACAACUCCAAGAGAAGACACUGGAGGGAGACCAAGCUGGGGCUGAAAGGAGCUGCACAUGAGCUACAAUAUGUUUACCCUCUGGGAGGUCACAGGACGACACUUUCUUUAAUGGUCUAG
This is a messenger RNA of Octodon degus (degu), 228 nucleotides long. Its product is annotated as 60S ribosomal protein L39-like. Bases 1 to 228 code for a protein of 75 amino acids. Gene Ontology annotation, molecular function: structural constituent of ribosome. Gene Ontology annotation, cellular component: cytosolic large ribosomal subunit; ribosome. The record is from RefSeq and is a predicted model, not a curated record. Gene Ontology annotation, biological process: translation. The transcript has a single exon. Lineage: Eukaryota; Metazoa; Chordata; Mammalia; Rodentia; Octodontidae.